AUAUAUAUUUGAUUUAAACGACCAAGUGCUAAACUACCCGUGGCCGAUCUCAGGCAGAUGUGUGCGAGAUCUUGAUUCUAUGGAUAUAUAAGAAAAGGGAAACGAUAUACAAGUCAGACGGGGAAUAUUUUGAUGUCAUGAUUCUGACACGACCGGACAGAAAUUGGUCAUGGGUUGUCAUGGUAGCAUCCUUCGUUAUACAUGGUCUGAAUGGCAGCAUACUCUAUGGAGCAGGCAUCAUUCAAAUCGCGCUCCUCGAAAGAUUCAACGAGAGUGUGUCGCUGACGUCAUGGGCUGGUGGGAUAUUCAUUUUCUUCAUGUCGUCUGCAGGUUUGUUUGGAAGCUGGAUUAUCAAUAGAUGGGGAUGUCGUACAUCAUUUCUCAUUGGAUCAUUGAUUAUGACAUUAGGGCUGAUUGCAAGUGUGUUUGUGACGUCUCUGGAACUCAUAUUUCUGGUAUAUGGCGUUGUUGGAGGUACCGGUUCUGGUAUAAUUUUCACUACAGGAGUCGUUGUUGUCGGACUUAAUUUCGAGAAAAAGCGAAGCUUAGCAACAGGAUUCGCGUCAUGUGGGGCAGGUGUCGGAGUUUUCAUCCUAUCACCAGUAAUCCAACUGGCCAAGGAAGAAUAUGGAAACCAAGGAUUUUUCUUUAUCAUGGCAGGAAUUGCUCUCAACAUGUUUGUAUUCGGAUCAUUGUGCUUCCCCUCUUAUCUCGAGUAUAAUCAAGAAGAAAUAAACUUGUCCGAUACAAAUCUGUCCGUUUCGUUACUAAGCUUAUCCACAAAGAAAGUCAUUCGGGAAAGAGUUCAAGUGUUUGCCAAUAUACCGUUUAUUUUGAUAUGUUUAAGUCUCUUUUCAAGUCACAUAGGCAUCUAUUUGAUGUAUGUGCAUCUACCAAACUUUUCAAUAUCUACGGGAACUCCAGCUUUCCAAGCUUCCUUUUUGAUGUCUGUUACUGGUAUAAUGAACUGUAUAUCCAGAUUUCUGAUAGGUCUUGUCGGCAAUUCAGAAAAUAUAUCUAAUUCAAUUUUAUAUUUCGGAACGUUCGCUUUACUAGGAUUAUCAACUAUGCUAUUUCCAUAUUAUGGUGCGAGCUAUACUGGACAAUCUAUCUAUGCUGCAUUUCUAGGAUCAUAUUCCGGAUGUUGUUAUGUUUUACUGAACACCAUUACACCAAACCUAGUUGGAGUGAACAAUUUAGCUACAGCUUUUGGAAUCGAGAUGGUAUUCACUGGAGUAGGGACACUUAUAGGACCACCACUAGCUGGAUUUAUACUGGAUUAUGGAGGCACGUACGAGGCGUCUUUUACCGUAGCAGGUUCAUCAGCAGUAAUAGCCGCUGUCUUAGGAUUAGCAUCGGAAGUGUUUCGAAAACUGAAUCAUACUGGUGACAAAAAUAUUAACCCAGAAACCGAUAAGCUUUUCAAAGAUCACAACAGUACCACAAAUGACAAUGUAACGGAAACGUGAAACUCUGACAACAACCAGAAACAACUCAGUAUGGCCCGAUUGUGUGGCAGUAUGUGCCAAUAGUACUUGAGUUGGCCAUAUCGCUGAGAUUGACAUUUGAGAUAAGGGCUUAAAAAUAAUCAAACGAAAGGCAAGUAUACAUUAUCAACAUUCACCUCCAAAUUGCUAAAUUUUAUUUGACAUAAAUUUCCUGGGGCGUAGUAACAGAUCAAUUUUGCGUAUGUCUUAUCAAAACUUUCAUCAUUGAAAAGAUGCAAAAUUUGAUCUUGACAUUUGAUCCAGUGACCGUGCCUUCUGAUAUCAUGAUCAUGACAUUUGGUCACUUGAAUUCUUGUUCAUUUCCGCUCUAAAAUAUUUACCAAUGAUAAUUAUUUGACCUUUGAUCCAGGAACCUUGCCCUUACGCCAGUCGACUCCUUACUUGAUUCUGACCAGUAUUGCUUCAUAAUGUCAUAAUGAAAUGUCCAUUGUGAAAAGAUACAAAAUUUGACCUUUACCUUAGACUCGAUGACCUUGAAGUCGGAAAUAUCACUCCUUUUUAUAUUCACCUUACUUUGCUUCAUACUACCUUACCAGAAGAAGUUUCGGCCUAUCACAAGGAGACUUAACAUGAACAUACCGCAGCCUCCCAAAACACGCAUACGCACUCACCACACGCAUGCAUGUUGCACGCACGGGAAGGCCGUCCUUAAAUGACCUUAGUUGUUAAUAGGACGUUUAAACAAAAUAAAACAACCAAAAAACUUACCAGAAGAUGUGAAUUUGACCUAAUCUUUGACCCAUUAACUUUGACCUUUGAUCCAUUGACAUUUUGAGAGUUGACUGCUUGUUUAAUUCCUACCAACAGUGCUGCAUGUCAUAACGAAAUGUUCAUCAAUGGAAAAAUAAAAAAAAUGACUUUGCAUCAAAUUACCUAGAAUAAUAACUUCGGUGAAUAUUUUUCCGAUCUGAACUAAUUUCAUGUGAAUCGGCCAAUGAGUACUGGAGUUUUCAGCCGGGGAACACAAUUUGUUGACUUUCAAAGUGUUUACCAUAUAAUCUCCCUAAUUACUAGUUGGCGAAAGGUAUUUAAGGCUGUCUGCAUAACUAUACUAUACCUGUAUAUUUACUCUACCAUAAAGAAUACUCUAAAAUAUGUCAUAUUCAUAUCACUUCUUUUUGUUAAUAAAAUACUAAAUAAAAAUCAUGUAUA
This is a messenger RNA of Pecten maximus, 2660 nucleotides long. Its product is annotated as monocarboxylate transporter 3-like. The transcript is spliced from 6 exons. Gene Ontology annotation, biological process: transmembrane transport; monocarboxylic acid transport. The record is from RefSeq and is a predicted model, not a curated record. Lineage: Eukaryota; Metazoa; Mollusca; Bivalvia; Pectinida; Pectinidae. Gene Ontology annotation, molecular function: monocarboxylic acid transmembrane transporter activity. The coding region runs from base 138 to 1469 and encodes 443 amino acids.